CAACCAAACAGUGAGGAGGGUCCUGUGGGGUCACCUACAGCCUGCUACUUUAAAGGCUCGCUUAAUUUCUAGCAGUUUACGAACUCUUUUCACAAGAUUCCAGUACAUCGGAAACACACAUCACAAUUGUUCUUUGAAAAUACACCAGGUGGAGUGUAGUGAUGUAGGGAGAUACUUUGUCAGAUUUAACACCAUGUCUAAUAGACCUCAUGAAGAAAAUGCCCCAGUACUGAAGGUUGUUGAUUUGACUAUUUUUAUGUCAAAACCUUCUGUAAAGGAAGCAAUAAGGGAAGGCGACUCUGUAAAUCUCACCUGCAUGAACAGUUGUGAUGGUGGUAAGAUUUCAUCUGCGUACACCUGGUUUAAGAAUGGAGAGCCAUUACACGAAGGAGCAGCUCUUUAUUUAAGAAACGUGUCCCCUACAACCUCUGGAAACUACACUUGUUCUCUAAAAACACACUUAGGAUCAACUUCAAGUGUCCUGGGUAUAGAUGUUGAAUAUGGCCCUAGGAACACCACAGUGCUUGUCCAACCACCUUUGGGGGCAGACCCUGGCAGCGACUUUACCCUGAUUUGCAGCAGUCAUGCAAACCCCCCCGUGGAGAAUUAUACGUGGUUCAGAAUAGCUGCAGGUGAUUCUGUAAAUGUUGGACAUCAGCCAGUGUUCCACCCUAGGGACAGUGACCAGUAUUUAUGCAGUGUCACCAACAAACACGGAAGUCAAAACUCUUCUGUUGUCACUUUAAACAUUAAAAAAAACUGGCCAAUGUUUUGGGAAUACGUACUUAUCAUUGUAACAGUUGCUGUAGUUCUGAUUGUGACCACUUUUAUUGCUGUUAGAAGACUUAACAAAAAGCAAAUGAGGUCACCGGUGGAAAGUGGUGAGAAAGAAUCGCAGAACACAGGUCGUGUCAGCAGGCUCUCAAUGUGUGAUGAUAACCAACCACAACAUCAGGAUCAGAGUGAAGGAGAAACCACUGAAAUCGUCUACGCGGCUGUUUACUUCCACAACAAAAGAAAGCCAAACGCGGAGCAGCAGAAGAACACCCAAAGUGAAGAUGUCAUUUACAGCACAGUGUGCAGACCAGUUUGUGCAGCUUUGAACCACCCACAGAACCGACAGGAGGCAGCUGGCCCAAUAUAUGCCUCGCCUAAAAGAAAACAGCCUCCAUAUACUGAAGAGGGAGCCUGUUUGUUAAAGGGGUCAAAGUUCUAG
This is a messenger RNA of Pundamilia nyererei, 1216 nucleotides long. RefSeq names its product B-cell receptor CD22-like. The transcript has 8 exons. The record is from RefSeq and is a predicted model, not a curated record. The coding region runs from base 194 to 1216 and encodes 340 amino acids. Lineage: Eukaryota; Metazoa; Chordata; Actinopteri; Cichliformes; Cichlidae.